This is a messenger RNA of Colletotrichum costaricense, 1065 nucleotides long. RefSeq lists its product as uncharacterized. The record is from RefSeq and is a predicted model, not a curated record. Gene Ontology annotation, biological process: protein phosphorylation. Bases 1 to 1065 code for a protein of 354 amino acids. Lineage: Eukaryota; Fungi; Ascomycota; Sordariomycetes; Glomerellales; Glomerellaceae. Gene Ontology annotation, molecular function: protein serine/threonine kinase activity; ATP binding. The transcript is spliced from 2 exons.
AUGUCGCACAGAGAAGCAAAUCGGAACCUCCUGAGCCUCAAGGGCAUCCUACACUCGGACGAAGGUCCCGUCGGCGACGAACCCAACUUCCGAUCUCUGCGAGACGGCCGUAGGUAUAUCACUGCGAGAGAUGCUGACGGCAUUAGAGACGUGACGUUUGUCGGCUUUCCUCAACUCGAUGCUACCCGGGAAGAGAAGCUUGCGAAUCUCGCAGCGGACUUGAAAACGAUUGUAAGGUAUCUCGACUUCCUUCCAAAAGACAAGGUCUUCAUCGUCGAGAGACUUCCCAUGCAGGGAUCAUGGCGAUCCGCGAGAGGUACUACACAAGACCAUAUAGUCCUCGACGUAGCUUGGGACCUCCUCCUUGCCCUCGCCUACCUCCACGCAACAGGGACUGCACACGGAGACGUUCGCCUCCAUAACGUAUUCCCCUUCCCCUCAGAAGACUCGUCGCGCGUUCGCUUCAAGCUCUUCGGACACGGCCUCGUUCCAGAAGUCCUGAGCCACAACUUACGCAACGACUGCUACACGGCCCCUGAGCUACGCUGUCCAGGCAAGUAUUACGGCUUCAGCGCCAACACAAAGCCGACGUUCGAAUCCGACAUUUGGAUGCUGGGCAUGGUCCUCUGGCACUGUCACCGAUUCGGCGUUUACUACGACGGCCGCGGAUCCGCGAGGGAACGGUGGGAGUCGGAUAGGCUGAUCCAGCCUGACCUGACCGAUGGCGCAGAAUUUGGCAUUCACCCACUGGCUCCCCGGGGCCGUGGCUGUGAGCCCUCGCCUCACCGAUUCGUCGAGGACCUGCUUCAUAAGAUGCUCACUCCAGAUCCUAAGCGGCGAUGGACUGCUGCGGACUUGCUGGAGCAGAUGAAGAUGCAGAAGAAUUACACGCCCGCGGAAGGUGAUAUGAAGCGGGACCUGGCCGAUCUUCAGGCCGCUCUGAAAAGUGAGAAAUAUGACACGUUUAGAAGGAUGGCGGCCACGUUGAGAGAGGCUCCGCGCAGAUCUUGGACGAGGUUGGGAGGGUGGAUGUUCUUGCUCGCUUUCUUGUUGGUAAUCCUGUGA